AUGACGCGCUCAAGACGGGCCCAAGCGGCUGGGGCCGGGCGGCGGGCCAUGAGGAGGGGCGCGGCGGAGGCAGCGACGCCGCCGGGAGGCACCAUUCGCCCUGACCCCGCUGCGGCCUGGCCGCCCACGCCGGGGGCGGACUCGGCCGGCCCGCGGCCCCACUCCCCACAGCUCCCGGUCCGCACCCGCGGCCGGAACCACGUCGGGGACCUGCAGGCCGUGAGCCAGGCGACUGACGUGGUCCCGGAUGUCUUCGCCAUGCGAGUGCUGCUGGAAGAUUCCGGGGAGAUGUUCCGAGUGACAAACUGCCGCAGCAACAUGACGGUGCGGGAGCUCAAAGAGGAGCUGGAUCUAACAGCCGGCAUUCCCUUCAACCUGCAGCGGCUGCAGUACCUGGACCAAGGAAUUUUGAUGGAUGAUGCUACGCUGAAGUUCCACGACGUUAUUCCUGGUGGAAUUAUUUCAUUAUGUAUCUGGCACUAUGAUGGAUGGACGGAACUGGUUUUGGCGGCUGUGGAAGGGGAUUCCAGUAAGCUGGCUUGCCUCGGUGUUGCUGAAGACACUUUCUACCGAACUGCAAAUUCGGGGCGUUUUGACGACAGGCAGUGGAAGAAGUGGAUUUCCCAGAGAGCGUUCGUGGCCUUGUAUGUUGCCUCACACAGGGGUCACUCGGAGGCUGUGCAGUACCUUCUAGAACAUGGUGCCAACUGUCAGGGAAGAUCCCCCGUGGGCAGGACGCCCCUGCAUGUGGCUGCAGCCAUGAGCCGGCUGGACUGUAUCAGCCUCCUGCUCAACUAUGGGGCCUCCAUCAACGACAAGGAUGCCAAGGGGGAGACGCCCAUGUCUGUCGCCCGCCGCCUGAACCGUACCCAGAGCGAGCGACGGAUGUUCCUCUUCUACUGGCUGGUGAAGAUGGGGACUAAGGACCCACUGGACCCUGUGGUGAACAAGGCUUUUCAGAGAGUCAAGUCCGGGUUCGGCACCAAGAAGGAGAGCAAGGUGUAG
Messenger RNA from Capra hircus (goat), 1005 nucleotides. RefSeq names its product ankyrin repeat domain 60 (gene ANKRD60). Gene Ontology annotation, molecular function: protein binding. NCBI's taxonomy places the organism in Eukaryota, Metazoa, Chordata, Mammalia, Artiodactyla, Bovidae. The record is from RefSeq and is a predicted model, not a curated record. The transcript has 4 exons. The coding region runs from base 1 to 1005 and encodes 334 amino acids.